AUGCCAGUCGCUGAAACUCCUGCUGUUGAAGCACCAGUAACACCCUCUUCCAAUGUGGCUACUGACGGUAACGGCCAUGUCCAAAAUGGACCACCAAUUCCUGGACCACUCGGCAUUGAGAGCGCGAGUCUCAAAGGCAAGGUGGCACUUGUCACAGGCGCAGGACGAGGGAUUGGCCGUGAGAUGGCGUUGGAGCUUGGACGGCGAGGCGCGAAAGUCGUUGUCAACUACGCCAAUUCAGAUUCUUCUGCAAUGGAAGUAGUCAAUGCAGUCAAGUCAUUCGGUAGUGAUGCUAUCGCUAUCAAAGCCAACGUGACGGUGGUCAAAGAAAUCAUUGCAAUGUUCUCGCAAGCCGUCGCCCACUUCGGUGAGCUUAACAUCGUCUGCUCCAACUCGGGAGUCGUAAGUUUCGGCCACAUCAAGGAUGUCACGGAGGAGGAGUAUGACCGGGUUAUGAAUACCAAUACUCGUGGCCAGUUCUUCGUUGCUCGAGAGGCGUACAAGCACCUUUCGAUCGGUGGCAGACUUAUCCUGAUGGGUAGCAUUACGGGUCAAGCAAAGGGCGUCCCGAGACAUACUCUAUACUCAGGCAGCAAGGGCGCCAUUGAGACUUUCACCCGCUGCAUGGCGAUUGACAUGGGCGACAAGAAGAUCACGGUCAACUGCGUGGCGCCCGGCGGCAUCAAGACCGACAUGUACCAUGCGGUCUGCCGCGAGUACAUCCCGGACGGCGACAAGCUCACCGACGACGAGGUCGACCAGUACGCCAUGACCUGGAGCCCGCUACACCGCGUCGGCCUCCCGAUCGACAUCGCCCGCGUGGCAUGCUUCCUGGCCAGCCAGGAUGGCGAGUGGGUCAACGGCAAGGUCAUAGGCUUGGAUGGCGCCGCGUGUAUGUAG
This is a messenger RNA of Amorphotheca resinae ATCC 22711, 900 nucleotides long. RefSeq lists its product as hypothetical. The transcript has 4 exons. Gene Ontology annotation, molecular function: oxidoreductase activity. The record is from RefSeq and is a predicted model, not a curated record. NCBI's taxonomy places the organism in Eukaryota, Fungi, Ascomycota, Leotiomycetes, Helotiales, Amorphothecaceae. The coding region runs from base 1 to 900 and encodes 299 amino acids.